CGGGAGGAGAGCAGACCCGCAGCCUCACGCAUGGAGCUAUUUGUCAUGUUUCCUCUCUGGAUGUAUCAAUAAAGGUUGAACACACUUGUUUGUGUGGCUCCAACUUUCCUGAAGGAGAAUUCCGCUCCAAACUGUGCGCCUCCGCGCCGUUUUUACGCGUUUUUCCAGGGGCUCCAAACGGAUGCGCUCCUUCAGAGGAGCAGGAGAGGAGCGAGUUCCGCGUGUGCAGUGAGCAUGCCCUGCGUCCAGACCCAGUGUGGCUCCUCUCCGCAGGGCGCGAGCCCCGCGUCCCAGGGCGCGGAGCGCAGCUGCGACUUCCUCACGCCGGAGUUCGUCAAGUUCAGCAUGGACCUGACCAACCACGAGGUGUCCGCCGCCGCGUCCGGACCCGCCUUCGGGCCCCCGGCGGACUCCUACGCCCCCGGCUACGACGUGAAGCCCCCCUGCCUCUUCCAGGUGCCGCUGCAGGCGGAGCCGCCGUGCGUAAAAGUGGAGGAGGCGCACAGCUGCCCGCGCUUCCAGCCGGAGGAGCUGGUGUCCUCCCCCGGCUCCAUCUACUUCUACCGGCCCCCCUCCCCGCACGCCUCCACCUCGCACCUGCAGACCCCGCCGGGACACAUCUGGGACGAACCGGGCUCCCUGUACAGCUUCCGGCAGGACUACCUGCACCGGAAGAGCGCGCUCUCCAGGUUCUCCCUGUUUUCCCUCAAGCACGCGCCCCACGGAAGCCCGAGCCUGUCGUGCCAGGUGAAGUUCGACGCGCAGCUGGACGCGCAGCCGCAGCUGCAGUUGGACGGCGGCGCGUCUGCGCUGCAGCCGCCGGGCUUCGCGCACCCGCUGCAGCUGGCGCACCGCUUCAUGGAGUACCAGGCGUGCUCCGGCGCCAGCAGGGGGGCGCUGGGCGCAGAGGGGCUGUGCGCGGUGUGCGGGGACAACGCCGCGUGCCAGCACUACGGCGUGCGCACCUGCGAGGGCUGCAAGGGCUUCUUCAAGCGCACCGUUCAAAAAAACGCCAAAUAUGUGUGUUUGGCGACGAAGAGCUGCCCCGUCGACAAGCGCAGGAGGAACAGGUGUCAGUACUGCCGCUUCCAGAAGUGCCUGGCGGUCGGGAUGGUCAAAGAAGUGGUGAGGACGGACAGCCUGAAAGGACGAAGAGGUCGUCUGCCGUCCAAACCCAAAGCUCCUCCGGACUCCUCUCUACGCGGCGGCGCCCUGCUCAGCGCCCUCGUCAGGGCGCACGUGGAGUCCAACCCGUCCCGCCUCGACUACUCCAAAUUCCAGGAGAAUCCCGGGAGUCCUCUGCGGGACGACGCUCAACACGUCUGGCAGUUCUACGACCUCCUGACCCGGUCCAUGGAGGUCAUCCGCGGCUGGGCGCACAGGAUCCCGGGCUUCUCCUCCCUCCCAAAGCACGACCAGGACCUGCUCUUCUACUCCGCCUUCCUGGAGCUUUUCGUCUUACGACUGGCGUACAGGUCCAACCCGGAGGAAGGGAAGCUGGUGUUCUGCGACGGCUCGGUGUGGCACCGGCUGCAGUGCCUGCGGGGUUUCGGUGAGUGGAUCGACAGCAUCGUGGAGUUCUCUGCUAACCUGCAGAGGAUGAACCUGGACGUGUCCACCUUCUCCUGCAUAUGCACCCUCGCUCUGGUCACCGAGCGGCACGGGCUGAAGGAGCCGAGGCACGUGGAGGAGCUGCAAAACAACGUCAUCAGGUGCUUGAAGGAGGGCGGGCCGGCGGACGUGGAGCGCGUGGGCUCGAGCCGCUGGUCCAGCCACCUGUCGCGGCUGCUGGAGAAGCUUCCAGAACUCCGCACGCUGUGCGUCCAAGGCCUGCAGAGGAUCUUCUACCUCAAGCUGGAGGACCUGGUGCCGCCUCCGCCAGUCAUAGAUAAGUUAUUCCUGGACACGCUGCCCUUUUAAAGACACUUUUCUAGAGGUUCUUGGGAUCAAAUGUGAGUUUUGAACCCAUAGCAACAAAGAAAUCGACGAUGUUUAUUCUUCAGUGUUAUGAAAGUUAACAAGGACUAUUUAUUUUUUUCUUUUUCAUUGUAAACAAACAUCUUUCAUUGCAGAAUUUAUCAGGUCAAACCAGCUUGGAGUGAAUGAAAAAACAGACUGUAAAUUGAAAAAAUUGAAAUAUGACAACAGUUUAAAACUAGAAACUUGAGGGAAAUAUUGAAAUAACUGCCGUUUGUUUCUGGAUGGAAUUCUAUUUGACCAAGUCUUUCAUAUAUCUGGAUAGAGGAGCGAAAUUAAAAGCUAAAAAUCUCACGAGAUUUGCACCACUUAAAUAUCUUGCACCAAGCCUCUUCCAACAGUAGGUGGCGGA
Molecule: messenger RNA, 2329 nt
Organism: Oryzias melastigma (Indian medaka)
Lineage: Eukaryota; Metazoa; Chordata; Actinopteri; Beloniformes; Adrianichthyidae
Product: nuclear receptor subfamily 4 group A member 2
Exons: 6
Coding region: 235-1920 (561 amino acids)
Biological process (GO): central nervous system neuron differentiation; cellular response to corticotropin-releasing hormone stimulus; regulation of transcription by RNA polymerase II
Cellular component (GO): transcription regulator complex; nucleus
Molecular function (GO): RNA polymerase II cis-regulatory region sequence-specific DNA binding; nuclear receptor activity; zinc ion binding
Source: RefSeq, a predicted model, not a curated record